Varroa destructor (honeybee mite) is the source of this 2168-nucleotide messenger RNA. RefSeq lists its product as uncharacterized. Gene Ontology annotation, molecular function: chitin binding. NCBI's taxonomy places the organism in Eukaryota, Metazoa, Arthropoda, Arachnida, Mesostigmata, Varroidae. The record is from RefSeq and is a predicted model, not a curated record. Gene Ontology annotation, cellular component: extracellular region.
AGUGCUGGAGAAACAGGCGCUGGGCGGUGCUAACCAGACUGGUAUUAAAGAUUGCGCGGGGUGAAAAGCAACUACGGGACGUACGAACACAGAGGUACGGAAAGGAACGAAAAGAAGAGUCGACGCUUACGCAAACCUGAAAGAGGCGACAGGUUAAAGGUGAAUUUCCAGGAGCGGUGCCUCAGUCAGAAACCUGAGUUUGUGUUUCAGUGGGUGAUGGUGGUACUUUGCUUAGAAGCAUAGAAAGUGACUGGACCUAAGACAGCGAGAACCUACUAACGGAGAACAGUGAAUACGGCAACUGACAGCAUGCGAAUUCUACAGGAAGCCGUCGUUUUAGCCGCUUUCUCGGCGUUUGCGGUAAGCCAAAACUCUUUGAGUCUUCCAGAUGGCGCAGAACUGCUAGUCGGGGACAUUCGUUCCACGUUUUCCUGUCCAGAUCGGUACGGUUACUUCGCCGAUAUCGAUACUGAUUGCCGUGUCUUUCAUGUGUGCAACCCCGUAGCACACCCUAAUGGUCUAAGCGAGAUGCAACAUUUCUCGUUUGUAUGUGGCAAUCAAACGAUCUUCGAUCAACUGAGCCUCUCAUGUGCUUACCCCGAGGACGCAAUUCCUUGUAAGACCGCAAGGUCAUUUUUCUACCUUAAUGAACGCGUUGGUCAAGAAGAGGUCGAUAUUCACAACGAAAAUGAUAUUGCUCAAGCAGCCCCACACGUUCCACGUUACCUAGGAAAAUGGGGAGCACCUGUAAAUGGAAGAAGGCCUACAGCAGUUACCGCUUUGGCAACUCCGCAACCCUCGGCCGUACGAAACAAAGUUGCUAGACAUGUGGACCGCUUAACAAAAGCCAAACCCAAAAAUAACAGCCAUGAAGUUUUUCUGGCACCGAAUUCUGUCUCUCCAAUACAUAAGAAACCUACUUUCCAUAAAAACAAGCUUACUCAAGUAGCCCAAACAUUUAAAGUUGAUGGCACUCCCCAAGGCUCGACUUCACCACUCCCAGUACAAAAUGCAGUUCUUACUUUGCCAACACCCCGUCCAAUCAGCCAUCCUCCUAAACACCGAGUCGCGCCACCUCCACAGCUAGCUCCAAUCUUUAUUAAGGAAACACCAAUCAGAAAUACGGUAGCUGCAGAUCAACACCCGGCAGUUGUCAUUACAGUGCCACCCCCUAACUCAACGAGCGAUUUACAAAGCACCUUUUUCGUGAACACGUUAAGAGCAACGCGUCGUGCACCCCAAGAGCUGCUUCGAACUUCACUUGCUCCUCCAUCAACAGAAGCACCUGACAGUCCAGCGACGUUCCGCUUUGGAAUAACAACGGCAGAUUCUCCAACGACCACAACGAACCGGUUUUUCCAGACGACAAGGAACAGUCGAAUCAAUGUAUCUGGCGCUACCGGGUCAACUGUAACCGAGACUCUUGACGUAACAGGAAGUAGCGAUAAUUUUACGCCAACAGCGGAUACUGUUGGGUCUGUAACGAAAAGUGACAGCGGAGCAACGCUCUUCAUGAGGGAUAAUACCAGUAGAGACAAAACAGAUUCAUCAACCUUUGUGGGAACGUCUACUGAAGCCACGGAUUCUUCCCGGCCCCAAACGACACCCCUAGCAAGCACCACGGAAUCAAAGUCCGAUGCUCUCCAGACGAUCCUGUCCGUAGGACCCCGCGCAGAGGGUGCAACCAAACCUGCAGGCAGACGACUUCGGCGAAAACGUGUGAAGACGCUAUCAACGGAGACGACGCCGGCUACCAAUUAAAAUCAUCACACACGAGAAGCUCAAAACAGUGAAGCAAAUGAAUGACUGUGCAUGGAAAUCACCUGCAGGCAUAUUUCAUUAUCCACAACCAUCCGAAAUACACAUAAAUCAUACUACGAAGAAUCGUCGAUACACGGCGUUAGUUUAUUAGCCCGAAAGCUAUGUAGUAGACCAUAUCUUUCACGUAUAGUUUCUGUCUAUUACGACAAAAAACAUCUUUCAUCACAUCCAAAGAUAAAUUUCUUGUUUCGUUGUAUAUGUCACAGCGAUGUUCGAAUAGGCCUUAGCUCAACAAGGCUCAUGAGUACUCAUAACGUGACGGUGGUUACUACACUGUAAAUACAUAGCGCCGCCCAUACGGCGGAAUUUGCCAAACGAAUAUAAAAUAUAUAAAUAAAUAUAUAUAC